AUGAAUAAAAUACAGAUAUUAAAGUAUAACGGAGGUAAAGGGGGUUGGUCUAAACAUGUCGACAUUGGUACAUUUGAAGGUCAAAAGGUGGUCAUUCAAAAGUUGAGACCUAUACAAAGAUCAGGAGAUCAACACCUUAGAUUGGCCAAGUUUUUGAAAAAUCUACUGAUAAGUGAUCAAUUGGACCAUCCCUCGAUAGUUAAAGUAUUAGGAUACUGCUUUCGACAUACGAAAGAUGAAGCCGGUUACGAAUACAAUUCUUAUUUUGGAGAUGUGUCUGUAGUUUAUGAAUAUGGUGGUAUAGGGUUAGACCUAAAUACAUUGAAUCUUACAAUAGCAGAGAGACUGAAUCAUGCUGCUGACCUUGCUAGUUUGUUGUCCUACCUGCAUUAUUCACCUUUGGGUUCUUUGACAGAUUUUGACAUCAAGCCCGAACAUUUUAAAAUGGCGAAUGGUAAAAUAAAACUGAUUGAUUUGGAUCAUAUGAACAAUGUUGAACCAACAUGCUCUUUGACAUUGUCUACCUCACAUAAAAAUUUCAAGCCGUGUCCUUUCAACAUCAGUUGUCAAGAACUUACUGAAAUUGAAAUGCGGUAUACCACGUGUCAAACAGUCAAGUGUGAUGUUGGGGUCUGUAGAGGUACAAAUGUAAAAUAUAAUCUACAAAAAAUAAACACUAUCUUCUUCCAGGUUUUGUUAAAACCGAAGUUUUUCCCAAAUGAAUUGAAGUACUCGUUAUCCAGGUUAUUGACACAAUUGAAUAAGACUGAUAUUGGUGUUGAUGAUUUAGAAAAAGAAAUUAGGAACAUAACACUCGCUUAUACAAAAUUAAAGACGUAG
Molecule: messenger RNA, 840 nt
Organism: Mytilus trossulus (common blue mussel)
Lineage: Eukaryota; Metazoa; Mollusca; Bivalvia; Mytilida; Mytilidae
Product: extracellular tyrosine-protein kinase PKDCC-like
Exons: 1
Coding region: 1-840 (279 amino acids)
Biological process (GO): skeletal system development; peptidyl-tyrosine phosphorylation
Cellular component (GO): extracellular region
Molecular function (GO): ATP binding; non-membrane spanning protein tyrosine kinase activity
Source: RefSeq, a predicted model, not a curated record